Molecule: messenger RNA, 727 nt
Organism: Solea solea (common sole)
Lineage: Eukaryota; Metazoa; Chordata; Actinopteri; Pleuronectiformes; Soleidae
Product: troponin I, fast skeletal muscle-like
Exons: 6
Coding region: 83-610 (175 amino acids)
Biological process (GO): muscle contraction
Cellular component (GO): troponin complex
Source: RefSeq, a predicted model, not a curated record
UCACACAUCUAUAAAGAGUCCUGAAAGCUGUGGUGUGUCCACUUUUCUCUUUUCUUUUGUCUUGGCCAAAGCUUCAAUCAGGAUGGCAGAGACAAAGAUGUCAACCAGCAGGAGAAAUCACCUCAAGAGCUUGCUGCUGCAGAUAGCUGAGACGAUGCUGGAGGAGGAGGCAAGGGAGGCCGAGAAGGAGAAGAUGAUGUAUAUGGAGGAGAACUGCUCCACCCUCUGUGUCCCUGGCAGUAUACAGGAGCUGCAGGAUCUGUGCCGGGGGCUUCACAAGCAGAUUGAUUUGGUGGAUGAGGAGCGAUACGACGUGGAGAUUAAAGUGACAAAAUCCAACAAAGAGAUCGAUGACCUCAAGCUGAUGGUUCAGGAUCUUAAAGGCAAGUUUAAGAAGCCGGCACUGAAGAAGGUGCGUAUGUCUGCCGAAGCCAUGUUGGCUGCUCUGCUGGGCUCAAAACACAAAGUUUCCAUGGACCUGAGGGCCAACCUGAAGCAGGUCAAAAAGGAGGUGAAAGAGGAGGAGAAGCAAACAGGCAACUGGAGGAAGAACAUCGAAGAGAAAUCAGGGAUGGACGGCAGGAAGAAGAUGUUUCAGACAGAGGCUUAAACACUAGUGUGCCACUCUGUUGUCAGCAUUGUCAAUUUUGUUUUUAUUAUGUGAGUCCACAUUGUUGGCGAUUUUGUACAGAAGAUAAGAGGAAUUAAUCAUGUGUUUCUUGUGUCA